CAGAUAAGAUUGGUCCUCGCGCUGGUGUUUCCUGCGCUGCUGCUCCUCACGCGCACCGCCCCUCCUCUUCAGUCUGAGCCGCGCGCAGUGGAGCUCAGUCAGAUGGAGACUCCGGAUUGUUUCGCAUAUCCGCGUCAAAAAGAAGCCGGCGUUUAUUCACAUUUAUUCCACUUCUCGUUUAUCGCAGACGCCCGUCAGGUGGUUUUCAUCGCCUUGAAUGGUGCUCAUCAUGGCUCGUGAGCGGCUAAACGCGGAUAAGAGGCGCGUGGAUUGAACCCACUCUAGUGAGGCCCUGCAGAGGACGGGAGCAUGAUGCUAAAUCUGGUUCGCCUGUUGUCACUGACUAGCCUGCCGAGCAUCUCAAAAGUCAAAGUAGUCAGCUUCCUGAUUGGCUUGACGCUCACAUUCCUCAUCAUGGCUUCCUACAUCUUGGCCUGGGACUGGAAAGGUCUUUUGCUCACCCCCUCGCUUUAUCAGCAAGGACCUGUGGUCGACCUGAACAGCACAGCCGAAUUUUCCUUCGGGAAGAAUUUAUUGGACAUGAAACUGCUGGUGAAGAUCAUCAACUCCAAACUGGAGUACACACCCAGGAAGGUGCCUGGUGAAAAGGAUGUCAUUGGAACAGACUACCAUUUGUUCUCUGCAAUCCCUCGCCACUUCCUGCCUGGCAUCAAGAGCCCUUGCUGGUAUGAGGAGUUCUCUGGUAAACCCAGCAAUGAUCCGUACAGGAGGAACCUUUUCACUCUGCGCUCAGAGUCCUUCAAGAAAAUGUGUGAAAACCUGAGGACCAACUUCAGUCAGCACUUACAGUACAGAGACGGCAAACUGUUUCGUCUACGCUGCUUGCCGUUCUUCUACAUCAUCGGCCAGCCAAAGUGCGGCACGACUGACUUUUUCCACAGGCUGCUGCUGCACCCAGAGAUCAGGUUUACCAUGAUUAAGGAGCCACACUGGUGGACCAGGAGACGCUUUGGUUAUAUUCGUUUCGCAAAUGGCUUCCAGGAAACUUUUCCUCUGGAAGAUUACCUGGAUCUGUUUGACUGGGCAGCCAUCAACAUCCAAAAAGGAAUCAGUGGAAAGUCACCUGGAUACCACCGCACACUCGUAACAGGUGAAGCCAGUGUAUCCACUAUGUGGGACAACCAAGCCUGCAACUACUUUUACAAAGACGGAGAGGAGACAGAGCCGCCGUUCCUGAUCCAGGACUUCAUCCACACGGUCCAGCCUGAAGCCAAAAUCAUCAUCAUGCUUCGAGAUCCGGGAGAGAGACUUUACUCUGACUACCUAUUCUUUAACAUGGCCAACAAGUCUGCAGAGGACUUCCAUCAGAAGGUCGUGAACUCUGUAUUGUUGUUUCAGUCCUGCCUGUUGGAGAGGUCACUUCGCUCCUGCGUCUACGACACCAACCUCUACAACAUUAUGCGGGUGAGGCUAAGUUUGGGGAUUUACAUCGUCUUCUUGUUGGACUGGCUGACAGUUUUCCCUCAGGAACAGAUUCUGGUUCUUCGACUCGAGGACUACUCAGCCAACCUCAAAGUUACAAUGAAGAAAGUUUUUGAUUUCCUGAGUGUAGGUCCUCUGUCGCCGCAGGUGGAGGCAGCACUGACCAAAACACCAAAGUCAAACACCCGGCGGACAGCAGACAAGAAGGUGGGUCCUAUGCUUCCAGCUACCAAAGACCUCCUCAAUAAAUUUCACCAGCCUUUCAACCAAAAACUGGCCAAUUUGUUGAACAACAAAGCCUUCCUCUGGAGAAACACCUGAAGGGGAAUAAGCAUGGACAAAAGUGUGAAUUGAUGUGAGCGAACAACCAGAACCAGAAGCUAAAUAAUGUAUGAUGGGAAAACUCAUACGCAGGUGUAUAGCUGUAUACGGGGUUAUAUGAAGGCCUGAACAAGUGUAUGGGUUUUCUUUUGGAUAUUUAUUUGUUCUUGAAAGAAUGUGAUUGAUUCAUCAAGUCAAGAUCAUAAUAAAAUAAGUUGAAUUUG
Molecule: messenger RNA, 1988 nt
Organism: Centropristis striata (black sea bass)
Lineage: Eukaryota; Metazoa; Chordata; Actinopteri; Perciformes; Serranidae
Product: carbohydrate sulfotransferase 15-like
Exons: 8
Coding region: 310-1764 (484 amino acids)
Biological process (GO): hexose biosynthetic process
Molecular function (GO): N-acetylgalactosamine 4-sulfate 6-O-sulfotransferase activity
Source: RefSeq, a predicted model, not a curated record